GAGCUCGUAACCAUUCACCACUUCUUGUUUGCGGUGGCCUGAGUUGAUUACUCCGAUUUGUGCGUUUCAUCUUGCUUAAGGUUGGAUCUAGUCCAUAGGAUUCUACAAACUUAAUGUUUAAAGAGCAUGCCUGCAGAACCACCAAUGUAUCCCUGUAUUCCCAAGGUUGGAGGAGGAUUGAUCAAUCAAAAUCAUUUUGAUAGGGAGCAAGAGGAAUAGAAUGACAAUUGUUGACAUGAGCACUUAUGGGAUGACAAAACAAAAACAACAAACCCAGUAAUAAGGGAUGACAAAACAAUAAGAAAAUUUUCAGUUGAAGGAUUAAAGAGUACUUUGUUAAUAUGUUAUCUCUAGUUUUGUACUCUUUUAUUUGUUUGUCUUGUUCACACAAAACCUUGUCCAGUUUCAGGGGCUGGCGAUACUCAAACCGGUGAAGAUGCCAUGUUGCUUUCAAGUGUGCAGCCAGUUGUUUUUCAGUCUUCUGGUGGACAAUUUACUUCUCCGAGCGCUGCUGGGAAUGGCCAAUUUUCACAAAGAAUUGCAGAACAUCUUUUACACAAGGAAGCAGCACAUCCCCCACAAACUGGUUUGCAUCAGGAUCAAAGCAGAAGACCUGCUCGUUUUCCAACUGUGCCUGCUAGCGGACCUUCCCAUGAUAGUGUUGUACCCAUACAUAUAGACAAGAAGCUUUCUGAACCUGAUUUUGUUCCAGGUGGAGGAAUGCCUACUUCAAAGGAUAAUCCAUUCCCUCAGGUUUCAAACAUCCGUGGCCAACCAUCGUUUAAAAGAAAAUCACGUGAACCCGCCCCGUCUCAUCCGCGUAUGAAGAUAAGCCACCGUCCUUCGGCUCUCCCAGUACUGAUCCCUCGGCCUCCCACUCUCACAUCCUCUUCCCCUCAGCCAUUGCCUCAUCUGCAGGUGCCUCGGCGUCCACCUCUCACACCCUCUCCCACUCCUCAUCUGAAGUGGCAAGGCCCGGGUGGACCUCCGAAACCCACAGGACAUAAGUGCCUCUUGUGCAAGAGGGAUUUAGCGCUAAGCCCAGACGGGCCCGCCCACCAGCCACCACCAAUUCUUCCAGCUGUCGCCGUUCUCCCGUGUGGCCACGUGUUCCAUGAUCAUUGCUUGCAUCUUAUCACACCGGAAGACCAAUCUAAUGAUCCUCCAUGCAUUCCUUGUGUCAUUGGUGAAACAUGAUGAUCAUAUUUUGAUAGCAGAUUAGGAGGGUAUGGAAGAUGAAAGUAAUAUUUUAAUUAUACACAAAAGUCAAGUUCAUUUUAGUUCAAAAUAUGACUAAGAUAAAUUAUUUCAGGACUU
Messenger RNA from Cuscuta campestris, 1317 nucleotides. Lineage: Eukaryota; Viridiplantae; Streptophyta; Magnoliopsida; Solanales; Convolvulaceae. The record is from the annotation of a GenBank genome assembly.